GGGAGGGGCCGCAGCCACGCGCCCGCGCGCCCACCCCGCCCCUGCCCGCAGCGCGGCCCCGCCAGCCGGGAGUUCCCGCGAGUUGCCCCGCGCCCCAGCCGCGUGGGGGGCCGUUCGGUUGGAGGCGGGGAGCAGCCGGGGCACCAAAAUAGGAGCCGCUUGUGGGCUGGAGCUGCACUAGCAGGCAGCCUCCGCCGCGCCUCUUCCAAAGAUGGUCAGAGGGUCCGGAGGCGCCCCCGCCCCCGCUCGCCACUAGCCCGCGGGUCCGCAGCGCGACCGGGAGCCGCCGCCGGAGCCAUGGCUCUAAAAGGACAUGAAGAUUAUAUUUACCUUUUCAAGGAUUCGACGCAUCCAGUGGAUUUUCUGGAUGCAUUCAAAACAUUUUACUUGGAUGGAUUAUUUACUGAUAUUACCCUUCAGUGUCCUUCAGGCAUAAUCUUCCAUUGUCACCGAGCUGUUUUAGCUGCUUGCAGCAAUUAUUUUAAAGCAAUGUUCACAGCUGACAUGAAAGAAAAAUUUAAAAAUAAAAUAAAAAUCUCUGGCAUCCACCAUGAUAUCUUGGAAGGCCUUGUAAAUUAUGCGUACACGUCCCAAAUUGAGAUAACUAAAAGAAAUGUUCAAAGCCUGCUUGAAGCAGCAGAUCUGCUACAGUUCCUUUCGGUAAAGAAAGCAUGUGAGCAGUUUUUGGUAAGGCACUUGGAUAUUGAUAAUUGUAUUGGAAUGCACUCCUUUGCAGAAUUUCACGUGUGUCCAGAACUAGAGAAGGAAUCUCGAAGAAUUCUAUGCUCAAGGUUUAAGGAAGUAUGGCAACAAGAAGAAUUUCUGGAAAUCAGCCUUGAAAAGUUUCUCUUUAUCUUGUCCAGAAAGAAUCUCAGUGUUUGGAAAGAAGAAGCUGUCAUAGAGCCAGUUAUCAAGUGGACUGCUCAUGAUGUAGAAAAUCGAAUUGAAUGCCUGUAUAAUCUACUAAGCUAUAUCAACAUAGAUAUAGAUCCAGUGUAUUUAAAAACAGCUUUGGGCCUUCAAAGAAGCUGCCUGUUAACUGAAAAUAAGAUCCGAUCUCUCAUAUACAAUGCUUUGAAUCCCAUGCAUAAAGAGAUUUCUCAGAGGUCCACAGCCACAAUGUAUAUCAUUGGAGGCUAUUACUGGCAUCCUUUAUCAGAGGUGCACGUAUGGGAUCCUUUGACAAAUGUUUGGAUCCAGGGAGCAGAAAUACCAGAUUACACUAGGGAGAGCUAUGGUGUUACAUGUUUGGGACCCAAUAUUUAUGUAACCGGGGGUUACAGAACGGAUAACAUAGAAGCUCUUGACACAGUGUGGAUCUAUAACAGUGAAAGUGAUGAAUGGACAGAAGGUUUGCCAAUGCUCAAUGCCAGGUAUUAUCACUGUGCAGUCACCUUGGGUGGCUGUGUCUAUGCUUUAGGUGGUUACAGAAAAGGGGCUCCAGCAGAAGAGGCCGAGUUCUAUGAUCCACUAAAAGAGAAAUGGAUUCCUAUUGCAAACAUGAUUAAAGGCGUGGGAAAUGCUACUGCCUGUGUCUUACAUGAAGUUAUCUACGUCAUCGGCGGCCACUGCGGAUACAGAGGAAGCUGCACCUAUGACAAGGUCCAGAGCUACAAUUCAGACAUCAAUGAAUGGAGCCUCGUCACCUCCAGUCCACAUCCAGAAUAUGGAUUGUGUUCAGUUCCAUUUGAAAAUAAGCUCUAUCUAGUUGGUGGACAAACUACAAUCACAGAAUGCUAUGACCCUGAACAGAAUGAAUGGAGAGAGAUCGCUCCCAUGAUGGAAAGGAGAAUGGAGUGUGGUGCCGUCAUCAUGAAUGGAUGUAUUUAUGUCACUGGGGGGUAUUCCUACUCAAAGGGGACAUAUCUUCAGAGCAUUGAGAAAUAUGAUCCAGAUCUUAAUAAGUGGGAAAUCGUGGGUAAUCUUCCAAGUGCCAUGCGGUCCCACGGGUGUGUUUGUGUGUAUAAUGUUUGAUUAAGUCCAUAGAAAUGACCAAGUAAUCACUGUUUCAGGGUGUAGUGAAAAACAAUGUAGGGUUUGGAGUGUCUUACUUGUUAUUGUGGCCUGGCACACGUUAGGUAAAUUCUCAUGCCUAACCCCCACUCUGCACCCCAAGCCUGUGAUUAAUGGUCAAGAAACAUCUUAUGUAUAUUUACAGUUGAAUCAGUGGGGUUACUACCUUUAAUCUCUGCUCAUCAAAGGUGAUCUGGAACGCUGGACACUUGGUAAAAGGUGAAGCGUCUUUGCAGUGAAUUUUUUUCUCCUGGUAGCAUCAACACUGGGUGUAGGUCAAAAUCAUUCUGUGGAGUGAAAUAUUUCUUAUGACAGUGUAAUAGUGUACAUUAAUGUAAUGUAAUAGUGUACAUUAAGGUUCCAUUUAGCUAACAAGGGAUUUGAAAUAUAAAGAGGGAAGAUUCUCUACCUCUACAAAAUCAAUACUUAAAAUUUUUUUUCAACCUUAGAAUUAUUUAGAAUGGACUUAAGUCUAGUGUUUUUCCUUUGUAGUGUGUAUUAUUUAUAGUUAUGAUUCUUUAUUUACUGACUACCAGAGAUAUACAAGAUGUUGUGCAAAAGAUUAUUACUAUUCAGAGUUUACAAACUAAAUUUAAAAGAAUGGAAAAUCUGAAAAAUUGCAGAGGAAAGAGUUGAAUAUUUGUUGAUCCUAAGAGCUAUUUUUAAUUUUCAGCUUUGAUGUAAAUUGCUAGUUUAGGUGUCUUUAAGCAUAUCAGAAAAUCCUCUUUAUUCAUAAGUAUAGGUACCUGUCUGCAUGUGAAAUUGAAAUUUAGAGCCAGAAAGCAUGUAGAACAUUGUGACAUAGUAGAAAAUACACUGAUGAGAAGAAAUUUGAAUUCAUUUUCCACUAACUAGAUUUUGUGACUUGGAUUGAGUCACCUAACCUCAGUUAGAACUUCCCUUCCCAUGUACACUGGCUCUUUGGGUGAUAGAUGUGCCUAGAUAUGGAUCCCCACAGCUCUUGGAGUAGCCAGAGGUGGCCUGGGUGGCUGAAGCUUCGAGGCCAGAAACAUCUUUGUCCAUUUUCUCCAGUGUGCCUACCAUAUCACUUUCCAUGUGUGCCGUAACUUGAGAAAAGUUAAGAAGCGUAGCUUAAGUUAACUCAUCUAAACUUUUAGUAAUCUGUUAGAUCAUCUACCCACACUCUUCAUUUAUUAAGAGACAAAAAUUAUUUUUAACUUUAAGUAAGUGUAAAACUACCUAAUUUUUCUGAGUUAUUUUUAAAUUUUAGAAAGAACCUGUUUAGUACAUUCGUUUAAGAAGGCAUUUUAAACAGAUACAACCCUUUGGGAACACAAUAUGGCACUACAUAGAAAGCCAUAAAAAUGACCGUAUUUUUUCCUCAUAUAUUCUACUCCUUGAUUUGUAACCUAAAGAAUAACAUACAAACAAAACAAACAAACAAAAAGGUAAAUGCAUGAGGUUGUUUAUGUCUGCAUUAUUUACAAUAGCGAAAAAUUGGAAAUAAUCUAAAUGGCAAAGAAGAAAGUGGGCUAAUAAAAAGAGUGAAGCCUUAUACUGCCAUUAAAAAAUUGUUUGGAAGACUGUAGAAACAUGGGCAUGUCUGUGAUAUGGUAAGUAAAAUACGCACAAUAUAAAAUGGUAUGAACACUAUCAUUGUGUCUGUAAAAUCUUUAUGCAUGUGGAAAGUAAUAUGCAGAAGUGAAAUUCAUUGUGUUAGUGUAGGGGGAUAUGGAAUGAUUUUUAAAUUAUUUAAAUGUUUUCCUUUAAUAUUACUUUGUAUUUUCAAUAAAAAUAAAUAAAUCACUGCAUACGUGGUAAAGCUGCUUGAAUUUGGGCCAGUUGAACUGAAGGACAAUUGAGUUUCUGAAUUAGUGAAACAACUGAAUUACAGAGUAUUUCAAUCUGUACUUGAAUUACAGGAUAUUUUAUUGCUCUCAAGAACAUUUGCAUUUAAUGCUGAACCAGUAAUAUGUUAUCCAGUAGGGCUUUAGAGAUCUCUUUUAUGAAUGGAUGAGAACAAUUGCAAUCACUUU
Messenger RNA from Balaenoptera acutorostrata (minke whale), 4010 nucleotides. RefSeq names its product kelch like family member 23 (gene KLHL23). The transcript is spliced from 4 exons. The coding region runs from base 298 to 1974 and encodes 558 amino acids. The record is from RefSeq and is a predicted model, not a curated record. Gene Ontology annotation, molecular function: protein binding. Lineage: Eukaryota; Metazoa; Chordata; Mammalia; Artiodactyla; Balaenopteridae.